Cydia amplana is the source of this 1226-nucleotide messenger RNA. RefSeq lists its product as uncharacterized. Lineage: Eukaryota; Metazoa; Arthropoda; Insecta; Lepidoptera; Tortricidae. The transcript has a single exon. The record is from RefSeq and is a predicted model, not a curated record. Bases 23 to 1189 code for a protein of 388 amino acids.
AGUCGUGUCAAAUAAAUAUACCAUGGCAAAAGGAGUGGAACAAUUGAAGAUAUUUCUUCAAAAUAUUGCAAAAAAAGAGAAUUAUCUACUCAGUAAAAUCGACAUUAAACCAAUCUCCUCUGGAGGAGCCAACUACACCACAGAUUUAUACUUGGCCACGAUUUCAGAACCUCUAAAACCGGAUAUAAAUAUUUUUGCCAAAGCCGCCAAUUUGAAUGAGGACGCAAGAAAAAACAAUGACUUCCUCGCCAGGGUAUACGAAACAGAAGCACUUUUUUACUCUGAAGUGGCCGUAAACUUCGAAAGACUUUACAAUAAGUGCCAAGUUCCUGUAGAAAAUAGGUUAUUAAUACCUAAAUAUUACGGGCACUUAUUAGUCCCUUAUGAGGAGCUUCUAGUUCUGGAAAAUCUUGAAGCAAAAGGAUUUAAGAGCUUUGAUAGAAUGAAGACUUUCAAUUGGGAUUAUGCAUCAACAGCUGUUACGCAGUUGGCUAAAUUUCAUGCUCUUGGACUAGCAUUGCGUGAUGAAAAUCCUCAUGAGUUCACAAGACUAGUUGGCAAUUUUAAAUUUGAUUUUUCCGAGAGCCAAGAAAUGAUGGACAUCUUUUUAAAAGCGGCGCUUGAGAAUGGAUGUGAAGGCUUGAACGGUGAUCAUAAGGAACGACUGCAAAAGUUUUUCGCUUCGGAGAAUAUAGCGAUGCUGAUGACAACGAUGUCGAAAGACGAAUCAUUUUUGAUUCAUGGAGAUUAUAGACCAAGUAAUUUGAUGCACAGGCGUCACAACGGAAAGCUGGAGAUAAUCCUUCUAGACUACCAGACCCUGAGGGGUGGAAACCCAGUAGGCGACCUGAUGCAUUUCGUCUUCUCUGGCUCUGAUGAGGAGUUCCGUCGUCUGCACUACCAACGGCUGAUGGACCACUAUUUCACGCAACUGACCUUGGCGUUGCAGCUGCUUAAUGUGGAUGUAGAGAAGAUGUAUCCUAGGGAAACCUUUGAUGCAGACCUAAUUAAGAUGAGACCCUUAGGUUUGUUACUGGGUCUAUCUAUGGCGGGGAUGAUAACAGUGGCCCCAGAAGAAGCGCCCAAGAUGGAUGGAGACCUAUCCAAAAUGCAUGUCAAACUCAACCAGCUCGCUCUGGAACGCAUACAUGGGAUCGUCAAAGACUACGUUCGAUGGGGAGUUUUGUAAAGAGUGCUUAAUAAAUUUAAUGAGGAUUUAAGGUAUA